CUCACCUGUCGGGCAGAUUAGAAGCUCCUUUCGUCUCCAACCAACUAGUGUAGCAGAGGUCACGUGCCGUGACUCGUGAUCAUGGCGUUGGUGAGGGAGCACGGUGGGUACGCCGGCGGCUUCGACGCACUCGGGUACGGCCACGACGCGCUGCUGGGCUUUGACGACGCGGCGGCGGCGUUGUUCGGGGGAGGCGGAUCGCACGCCGGCGCCGCCGCCGCGGGAUGCGAGGCUGACGGCGGGAACGUCUGGCUGGGCGCGCGGGCGUCAACCGUCCUCGCGUUCGAUCGUGCCACGGCGGCGGCGGCGGUGGUGUCGGCGGAGGAGGACGAGGAGCGCGACGCGUGGAUCGAUGCCGUGGACCAGAUGAGCUACGGCGACGCCGCCGCGGCAGAGGCGCGCGCGCCGACGGUGUCCGUGGGCUUCGACGCGGCCACGGGGUGCUUCACCCUGACGGAGCGAGCGGCGUCAUCGGGCGGCGCGGGGCGGACGUUCGGCCUGCUGUUCCCGACCACGGCGGCGGCGGCGGCCGCCUCGCCCGAGCGCGCGGCGCCGGUGCGCGCCUCGCAGAAGCGGACCUACGGUGUGGAAUCGCCGGCCGCCGUGAGCCCCAAGAAGCACUGCGGCGCGGGCAGGAAGGCCACCAGCAAGGCCAAGUCGGCGCCCACCGUCCCGACCAAGGACCCGCAGAGCCUCGCGGCCAAGAAUCGGAGGGAGCGGAUCAGCGAGCGGCUGCGGACGCUGCAGGAGCUGGUGCCCAACGGCACCAAGGUCGACCUGGUCACCAUGCUCGAGAAGGCCAUCAGCUACGUUAAGUUCCUCCAGUUGCAGGUCAAGGUUCUCGCAACGGACGAGUUCUGGCCGGCGCAGGGAGGAAAGGCGCCGGAGAUCUCCCAAGUGAGGGAGGCGCUCGACGCCAUCUUGUCGUCGGCGUCGCAGAGGGGGCAACUGAGUUAGCUAGAAGACGAGACCAUGGCUCUGGAUCAAACGCAUAUGAUAGAAUUUACUAGUAACAUCGAACCACCUCGUUCGAAGAUAAAUAAGGAGGCAAAUGCAUGAGUAAUAACACUUUGAUCUUGUUCUCUUUCCCAGCUGGUAAUUAGCACUCCAUACGCGUGUAAGUGUAACUCUAUCUAGUAGGGGAUAUAUCACUUCAAAUAGAGGAGGGGAUUAACAACAUUAUGUUAAUCCUUGUGAUUUAACACAUAUGCACGCACAUAUCUGUAUAAAUACACGCAUAACCCCACCUAUGUGAUC
Panicum virgatum (switchgrass) is the source of this 1257-nucleotide messenger RNA. RefSeq names its product transcription factor RHD6-like. Gene Ontology annotation, molecular function: RNA polymerase II cis-regulatory region sequence-specific DNA binding; protein dimerization activity; DNA-binding transcription factor activity, RNA polymerase II-specific. Gene Ontology annotation, biological process: regulation of transcription by RNA polymerase II. Lineage: Eukaryota; Viridiplantae; Streptophyta; Magnoliopsida; Poales; Poaceae. The transcript has 3 exons. The coding region runs from base 82 to 957 and encodes 291 amino acids. The record is from RefSeq and is a predicted model, not a curated record. Gene Ontology annotation, cellular component: nucleus.